Pocillopora damicornis (cauliflower coral) is the source of this 2925-nucleotide messenger RNA. RefSeq lists its product as uncharacterized. The record is from RefSeq and is a predicted model, not a curated record. NCBI's taxonomy places the organism in Eukaryota, Metazoa, Cnidaria, Anthozoa, Scleractinia, Pocilloporidae.
UAAGCAUUACAUGUAAGUUCAAUUCUAACAACGUCUCGUUAUGUCCAAAAAACAAGAUCGCUCUUCUGUUGGUGAUCUCCCCAGCUGUUCACCUAAGUUUGUUUGUCCAGUAUCGUUCGUAUGUUUAUUAAUCUGCACCGCUGCCUUGGUUCGUGUUGAGAUCAUAAACUAGCGAGUUCAUCUCGUUGAAGAUGUCAUAGCGGAAGUGAGGCAAAUACAUGAAUCCAUUAUUAAGGAUUCUAGUGAAGGAGCAAGCUUCCAAGACUCUGGAAGGACUGGUUCUGUCGGGAACUUUGAUAGCAAUAUUUCUAAGGAGAGCAAAGAUAUGAUCGAAGUUCACACUAGAAGAACCCGUCGCCACUCUUCAUCUCAAAAACGACCUAUCCCUGACGGAGUUACUAUAGAGGUGGUUAGAAGUGAGAUAAACAAGACCAUAAGCUCAUGGUCACCACAAUCAUUUUGUUCGCCCAAAGAACAAAUAUGUGCACAGGGACCACCGGGAUUGCAAGGACCUAAAGGAUCACGUGGAAGGAAGGGUCCGCGUGGAUCUACGGGAAGGAAAGGGUUACGUGGUUUUAGAGGAGAACCAGGGCCUUCAGGAAAGCAGGGAAAUAUCGGACCGCCGGGUCAAAAGGGUGCGCAGGGUGCCAAAGGUAUCCCUGGUCUCAGGGGUCCACCCGGUACUAAAGGAGAACCUGGGGAAUCCAUUUCUCUCCCCUCAGUUGUCGUUUCUCCAGUUAAGCAAACAGUCAGAGAAAAUCAAAGAGCAGCGUUCCAAUGUUCUGUCAGUGGAAAUCCUCAACCGACUAUGAUGUGGGUACGAGGAAAUGGUACUCAUCUGCAAAGUGAUUCUCACCUUGGCGCUCGGGGUGGGAGAUUAGAAGUCCAUAGCGUGACUCUUAGCGACGCGGGAAAAUACACUUGCGUUGGAAGGAAUAUCUUGGGUUCCGAGAGCAAGUCUGCGAAGCUAAUUGUUGAAGCCAAACCACAAGUUCAACUUGCGUCAGGACCCAUUCAUGCAAGGGAGGGACAAAACAUUACUUUACCCAAAUGUCACGUGACCGGCUUUCCGAAGCCAGUCGUGUCGUGGAAAAGAUUGACUGGUGCCUUAGCUAAAAAGAGAGCAGUUUAUAAUCAGCAAGAUUUGACAGUGAUUUAUGUGGGAAAAAACGACACUGGACCGUAUGAAUGUAGAGCCAGGAACCAUCUCGGAGAAGCCUCCGCAGUUACGACCUUGUUUGUUUGGUCGGCACCAAAAUUUGUCACAAAGCCACCAGACAUGGCCACUAAUGAGGUUGGUGGGUCAGUGUCUCUUAACUGUUCCGCCAUAGGCGAGACUGUUCCUCUGAUUUCUUGGAAACGAGCAGCGGGGGCAUGGGACGAAAAGAGAAUGAAGGUAGACAAAGGAACCCUAACUAUUUCGGUUCUGAGAGAAUCAGACUCAGGAAUUUAUGUGUGCGAAGCCAAAGGUCCCCAAUUUACAAUUGAGGCAAGAACAUUUCUGAAGGUGAAAGCUCCCCUCUCGUUUACGCCUGAUGACCGUAAAGGACGACUUGGUAUCAUUCAAAAAUUCACCGUCCCAAGAUCAGCCAAGUAUCUCAUUAAAGCUUUGGGCGCUCGGGGAGGGACGAUUCCUACGACUAUGGAUACAGACCAGGAACCUAUUAUGGCGGCCAUGGGGCAGCGAUAGAAGCGACGUUUAGACUGACCAAAGGCACUAUUCUAAGUAUUGUUGUAGGGCAGAGAGGAGGAGAUUCAGUGGAGGUAAAAGGUGGUCAAAGCACUACUAUGACAGCAGCUCAGCUUGGGCUGUCUGUUGAAGACAAUGCUGGCACUGGGGGAGGGGGAGGGAGCUUUGUUUAUACCGCAACCAAUGUGCUGAUGUUAGCUGCCGGAGGAGGUGGAGGCGCAUCUGGUGGAUAUAAUGGUGUGGACGGUCAGGCAGGAACAAGUGGAACCAGUAGUGUGGGGAACGAUCCGUCACAUGUGAAGAAGGGUGGUACCACGGGGCAACCAGGAGAAUGUAACAAUGAUGACGCUAACUACCAUGGGGGAGUGGGUGCGGGUUGGAAUGGCCAAAGCUGUUCAAGAAAAGGAUCUGAGCACGGAGAGGGAGGUGGGUCACGUGCUCAGGGCUGGAUCGGAGGUCAAGCAGGAGGUAUGAACAGUGGAAAUAACGGCGGACCAGCACCAGGAGCAGUGGGAGGGUUUGGUGGAGGAGGAGGAGGAGCAGAGGAUAACGGUGCAUCGGGUGGAGGGGGAGGGUACUCAGGUGGGGGCAGCGGUACCCGAGAUAAACAGGCCGGAGGGGGAGGCGGUUCGUAUUGCGCCGGUGAAAAUUGCCACGGUGUGACUGGCGGCAAUGUAAAUGAAGACGGCCUGGUGCAAAUUAUAGUUAUAUUCGACUAGAAUCAGUAAUCCGAUAUCUUCUAAGUUCCAUUUUAAUUGAUAUCAGCUUUGAGCUGUUUUGAGUGAUGCGAAUAGACUGUUCUACAAAAUAUAGCGUCGCCAAAGAGCCUUGCUGAGAUGACAUCACAAGAAUUUACACCGUAAAAAGACUUUCACUUGAAAUAGGACUUGGAACAGUUCAGAACUUUCAUUUUUAGGAGAAACAUGAGAGCGAGUGAAGAAUACCGUCUAUCAUGAUUUGAGUGCCACUCAACGGUCCGUAUCUCUUAAAAUCGUUUCAUUUCUGAACUUUGACAAGGACGCGUGGAAAGUAGCAAACAAAAAAAAUAGGAGUAGAUAAGUAUAUGCUUAAAUGAAAUAAAAAUAACUCAGCCAAUCCAUACUUUGUCUUAGGAUUUGAAAGGCUUAUGAUACACAAUGCCAAAACUAGGUUUCCCAUCGUCUAAAAUUAAUGUUUUUAUUUCACCUGAGCGAUUUCUGUUCACUCCGAGUAUACAAUAAAUGGUUUUUAAUUGA